AUGCCUCAUUUACUUAUGAGCACACGAAUUCGUCUUGAACCCGGUCCGACUAUUGUCGGAGAUGAACGAGCAGAUCCUGAAAUUAUGAAUUAUUUAGGAGCAACACUUUGUCAUGAAAAAUGUAAUGAUUAUUCAGAAUAUCGCACAGAAGAUUGUGCUCGAAUCGUUCUUGACAAACUCGAAAAAAUUGGCUUUCGUGUUAUUUCAAUGACAGGCAUUGGUCAAACGUGUAUUUGGUUAUUACAUAAAGACUAA
Adineta steineri is the source of this 255-nucleotide messenger RNA. The record is from the annotation of a GenBank genome assembly. Lineage: Eukaryota; Metazoa; Rotifera; Eurotatoria; Adinetida; Adinetidae.